AUGUUAUUCCCAACUGUCCUUGCUACCAUUGCCGUCUUUUUGGCUUCCAUUUCGGAAGCUCUAUCGUUUCAUCCUCCUUACCCUCAAGAAUCGGUCGACCUUGAUACCCCAAACAGAUUUCUUGGUAAUGCCGGUCCUUUCAACGAGGCCAUAGGCUAUGGUAUUCCUGCCGAUACGCCUGAAGAAUGUAAAAUCGACCAAGCACACCUUUUCAUGAGAGAAGGUGCUAGAUUUCCUCAAAAAGGACAAGUUGAAGAUUAUGCUGAGCUUUUGGAAACUUUGAAAAAUAGCAGUAUUGCCGUUCCAGGUGGUCCAUUGGCUUUUGCCACAGAUUACGAGCUACUAGACUUCAACGCUACAAAGUACGGUCGACACAUUUCUUUCGAUGGUAUUUAUUCCGGCUCUAAUGAAAUUCACAAGCUUGGUGCUAUUCUGAGAGCCAGAUACAACCAUUUGGUUGACGAAUCUAGUACUACUCCAAUUUUUGCAGCUGCUGCUCAAAAGGUCUACGAUACUGCACAGAUUUUUGGGGAUAGUUUCUUCUUCGGUGGCCGUGCAGGUGACUACAAAAUUUUUGUUUUUGACGAAGAAGAAUCAGAAACGGCAAACACUCUGACCGGUGCUUACAGCUGUCCACUUUAUGACGAUGACACAAAUGGAGAUUUAGUUGAAAGCUCCAAGUUGGACUUCGAUCAAUGGGAAGCAGAUAGGUUCAACAGAUUAUCUCCAGGUUUCAACUUCACUGACGACGAUGUCUACACUAUGUUCUCAUAUUGUGCAUUUGAGCUGAACGCUUACGGCUCCUCUAAAUUUUGUGAUGCUCUAUCAAGGGAUUACUUGAUUGGUCACUCUUAUCAAUUGGAUUUAAAUUACUUCUACACAUAUGGUCCAGGUUACAACUUUUCUACCGUUGGUGGUGGACUUUAUGUCAAUGCUACUGCCACUAUGUUGAAACAAGGUCCGGAAGUUGCUCCUCCUUUGACAUUCUCAUUUACUCACGAGACUAUUUUAUUGAACUAUAUUACGGCUCUUGGUUUACUAGGUGACCAAACCACUUUGGAUGUUGAUAAGGUUGAUUUUAACAGAUACUUCCACGCCUCUCAAGCCAUCCCUAUGGGCGGGAGAGUUGUUACCGAAAGACUAUCUUGUACCAACCACACUAGUGGCAAGGAUGAAAGUUACGUGAGAAUUUUACUGAACAAUAAGGUCACACCUUUACCAGGCUGCAACUCUGGUCCAGGGUUUUCAUGCCCAUUAGACGACUAUCUUGAUUAUGUUAGCAACAAAACUGUCAGGUUUGCAGAUGCAUGUCACUUGAAUUCAUCUGUUCCCCAAGACUUGUCUUUCUACUGGGACUGGGAAACUGCCAAGUAUUCCACCAAUUACACAUUCGAAUACUGA
Molecule: messenger RNA, 1401 nt
Organism: Pichia membranifaciens NRRL Y-2026
Lineage: Eukaryota; Fungi; Ascomycota; Pichiomycetes; Pichiales; Pichiaceae
Exons: 1
Coding region: 1-1401 (466 amino acids)
Cellular component (GO): fungal-type cell wall
Molecular function (GO): acid phosphatase activity
Source: RefSeq, a predicted model, not a curated record